AUGAAGAUUCCAAUCGUCUUUAUUCUCUUGUCAUUUCUCAUUGUCCAAUCAAAAUCUGAUCUACAUGCUGAACUGGAAUUGGUGAUUUUUUGGUCGCAUUUGGAAUGGCUCUCUGAGAUGGGUAAAAGUCAAUUUCAGGAAAACAAGUGCAUUCAUGGUGAAAUGUACAUUUCGAUGAGGGGUGAAGAUCGUCAAAAAGUCGUCUAUCGCGAUGUCUUUCACUACGCCGGCUGCACGACUAAGGUGGGACCUGAAAAAUGCAAACAAAAAAAGAAAUUGUUAUACCUGUUUUUUUUGUAACGAUUGCGCUCCAGCGAACAAACUUUGAAUGAUUGCAUAUCUUGGUUUCAAAAAACCGGACGCUUCUGAGCAGUUCUAGGGGUCACUUAAGAGAGGGCUGAAGCUACUAAAGUGGUCACUUAAAAUGUCCCGAUCGUUUCGCGUUUUCAAUCUCGGACCGAAUCAUUUUGAGUGACCACUUUAGUAGCGUCAGCACCCCUAUAGAUGCCCCGAAACACCGGUUUGCAUUACCAAUCUCGGAAAUCAAAGCGUUUCAAGUGACCACUAUAGUAGCGUCAGCACUCACUCUUAAGUGACCCCAAAAAUUGCUUAGAAUCGUCCGGUUUUCGUUUGUUUCGAAGUCCAGAAAGACGUGAAUAGAACCUUUGAAAAACAUGCUCCUUUUUUGGCCCUUUUUUAAGAAAAAAGAAGGAGCCGUUUGUACUCUGCCCGUGUUGCUGAGAGUUGAAUAAAACAUGAAACUGACGAGUUUUUACAAAAUAAAAUUUAAAAAAAACUUGAUCUUUUGUAUUUUUCCCAUGAUUCUAUCUCAUUUUCUUCAUGAAUACAUAUUUCUCCAGCGCCCCCAAUGUGCAAUGAUCAUAACGAACCGCAACAUGUACAAUCAGUCUCUGAAUGACGUCACUGUUGCGGUCACCUACAAGUGCGCGACGAUGAGGGAAAUGCCGUCUAAGUGUAUCGUUGCCAGUCAGUUAUUUUUUUUUGGAAAAAAUCGCCUCGGAAAAUAGCUACUUUUAUGAAGUGCGCUCUAUUGAUAAUUGUCUCAAUUUUUUUUAAUUUCGUCCAUUUUUGAAUUUUUACAUCAGAAAAUCCACCUAAAAAGUUAUUUUUUCCUUCCUGACAAAAAUAGCCUCGAAAAAAUAGCUGCUUUUUCAAAGUGCGCUCUGUUAAUAAUUGUCUCAAUUUUUCCAAAUUUCGUCCAUUUUUGAUUGAUUAUGACAGAUAAACCCGGCUAAAAAAUUCCUUUUUUUCUUUCCUGACGAAAAUCGCCUCGAAAAAAUGGCUGCUUUUUCCAAGUGCGCUCUAUUGAUAACCGUCUCAAAUUUCGUCAUUUUUUUGAAAAAAAUUUGAAAGAAAAAAACCACCUAAAAAAAUUAAUUUUUUUCCUCCUUGACAAAAAAAUCGCCUCGAAAAAAAUAACUACUUUUUUUCAAAGUGCGCUCUAUUGAUAAUUGUCUCAAUUUUUUUAAAUUUCGUCCAUUUUUGAAUUAUUUUGACAGAGAACCCAGCUAAAAAGCUAUUUUUCCCUUCCUGACAAAAAUAGCCUCGAAAAAAUAGCUGCUCUUUUGAAGUGCGCUCUAUUGAUAAAUGUCUCAAGUUUUCUGAAUUUCGUCGUUUUUGAAUGUUCAUAACAGAAUAUACACCUAAAAAGUUAUUUUUUCCUUCCUGACAAAAAUCGCCUCGAAAAAAUAGCUGCUAUUUUGAAGUGCGCUCUAUCGAUAAUUGUCUUAAAUUUCCCAAAUUUCGUCCAUUUUUGAAUAUUUAUAACAGAAAUAUACAGCUAAAAAGCCUCUCACCCAAGAAAAAACCGCCAGAAAUGAUAGCCUUAAUAUUUUUACGCAUGGUUGCUCUACUGAUAAUCCAAUGCAAUUUGUUCAUUUUGUCUCUUUAUCCGACAGAGAAACUGAAGGAAAUCGUUUCAAAAACAGCAAAGAGUAAUAAAAACAUGGCAGUUGAUUUCUUGAGGCGAAAUAUUUUCCAGUUAUGGUCUUUGAUCGUUUUAUUCAAUUUUUUUCAUUUUAGACCCGGCCGGAAAUAUUUUUCCGUAUGUACAGAACGAAGUGACGUACUUGUGUCCUCUGAAUCAUCGCUGGCAAUUGGUUUUUCUUUUUUUUUAAUUUCAAGGUCCUACUUCCACAAAAACCUCUGAAUUUCAUGUACGAUCCUGAGAAAACGAAAUUUUCUGUGUUUUUUUAAAACUAGGUCUUGGUCGGUUUAGCUGUCCUAUAGGAAAAAUCUAAAUUUUCACGGCCUAAAAAAUAAACCCUGACAUUUUAUUCAAUCCUGGCUCGCUUUUGUGAUGAUUUUUGCAUGACCGAGUUUUCCAAAUAUUAACAAGUUGGUGACCUAGAUUUCCAAAUAGGUCCAAUUUGGUAUAUAACUUGAAAAAAUAUUUUUUAAUUUUGUUCACAAUAAAUCCUUAUUGAUAGAGUUUUUUAAAAGGCGAAGUAAAAGGGCCUUUCUUUCCAAGUGUCCAAGUAAAUCUUGGUCGAUUUUAGCUGUCCUGAAGGGGUUUCGAAAACUGCGAAUUUCCACAUUAUCUCUUCUAAAAAAAGUUAUUUCAUUAGAAUCGUUGCAGGAUUUUCGAAAGCUAGAGUUUCCCUCCAUUUUUUGAUGAUUUUUGCAUGACCGAGUUUUCCAAAUAUCAACGAUUUGACGGCCUGGAUUCCCAAAUAGGUCCGAUUUUGAGUAUAGGACAAAAGCGCCGAUUCCAAGAGCGCCGUUCAAAUUUAGCGCCGUUCCGCAAUGCGCCGUCGCGUGUAUGCGCCGUGUAUGCAGACGCCGCUUUCUUUUGCGCCGAGUCCGUUUGCGCCAAAUCGUUUCGCGCCGUUAUUUCAAACUUUUAUUUUUUCGCUCUUUUUAUAUUAUUUUUAAUAAUUGUUUACUACACAUUAAUAUACGACUCGAAAAAUUUUCGCGCCAUCCGUUAAUGAUGAGUAUUAGGUCUACUUUGGAUCAGGUAAAAUAUUUUUUCCCCUUUUUUCUUUUCAAAGUACAAAUAAAAAAGCAAAUAUGAUCCCCUGAUUCCGAAAAAUACAGAAAACGAAAGGAAAAGAGAAUGGAUAAAAAAAAAUUAUUGCUUCAAACGACAUAUUGAGUGAUUUUUUUUUGUGGUCGCAAGUUUUCUGCGUUAGGUAAGGCAGAGUUUCAAUUCUAGUAGACGUGAAACAGCAGAAAAUCGUUUUUCGUAACGUUAAACUCAUUUUCUUGGAACAAAAGUUCGAGUUUUUUCGAAAAUGCAGCAGAAAAGUCCAUAUUAACAGAUGGCGCGAAAAUUAUUAGAGUCGUAUAUUAAUGUGUAGUAAACAAUUAUUAAAAAAAUAAUAUAAAAAAAGAGCGAAAAAAUAAAAGUUUGAAAUAACGGCGCAAAACGAUUUGGCGCAAACGGACUCGGCGCAAAAGAAAGCGGCGUCUGCAUACACGGCGCAUACACGCGACGGCGCAUUGCGGACUGGCGCUCAAUCUGAACGGCGCUCUUGGAAUCGGCGCUUUUGUCCUGCACUCCCGAUUUUGGUAUAGGACCUUGAAAAAAAAAUUUAUUAUUUUUUUUUUCAACAAAUACUUCCUAAUAGAGUUUUCCUGAAAACGAAGUGGAAGGGCCUUAUUUUCCAAGUAUCCAAGUGAAUUUUGGUUGAUUUUACAGGGUGGCCAAUAAAUAUUGAAACGCGUUUGAAACGUUAUAACUUUCUCAAAAGUCAACCAAACACCACCAAACUUGGAACAAAUUUUAUUCAUACAAUAUAGAAACAAAAUUCAAGAAUAGUUUUCAAAACGUCCUCCUUUAGCUUUGAUAACGGCCUUCAGUCUCUUCGGCUACGCAUCGAUCACGGCACGAGGGUAGUCGUCGUCGAUUUCGUCCCAUUUCUUGAUGAGCGCGGUCUUCAGGGCUUUGAUACUUGGGUAGUUCUUAGAAGAGACCUUCUCGGUCAGAUAUAUCCACACGGCAUAGUCCAUCGGGUUGAGGUCGGGCGAGGAAGCAGGCCAAUCAGCAGCCGAGAUGAACUCGGAAAAUUGGCGCGAUACCACUCUUGAGUCCCUUUGGCGCGAUGAGCGGGGGCGCCGUCUUGCUGGAAGGUCCAUGGUCGGUUUCCGUAGUGAGAAUUGGCUCAGGGCAACACCCUCAACUUUAAAAUCUACUCCCAGUAGUAUACUUGGUUCACUUUGACUUCAGGAUCCACAAAAAUCAGCGGAGUUUUGCCGUCAGCGGUAAUUCCGGCAAAUCCACCACGGAAGCCGGAUGCGAAGUUUUAUUCAGAAUUUUUCCUUUUUCACAGGCACUCUGAUAGUCAGUAGCGAUGAUCCAAUGAUUUUGGCCUCCUUGUUCGCCUCCACAGUGAAGAUUUUCUCGUCGGUAAAUAGCGUCGUCAGAUGCGAGCCAUCUUUCGUGCCAGCGAGCAGCUUUCGAGCCUUUUUCAUCCGGAAUGUCUUGUUUUUUUGACUGAGGAAGGCUCCUUUCUGCAUACGGUAGGGAAUCAUCUUCAGCUUGUCCUUGACAAUAGUUCUCAUCGAUUCUCGACUCAUUUUGUAUUCUUUUGCCAUCUUUCUCACGCUUCUUUUUGGAGUGCGUCUGAUUUUCUCUCGAACGGCUUUGAUUGCUUCUGGAGUCGUGACGGUGACUGGACGUCCACUUCUUUGCAUGUCAUCUGAAGUACCGAGACGCCGAUAGCGUUGUGCAGUUCGAAAAACGAGAACACGAGACACUUUCAGCUUUUUAACGAUCUCUGAAUUCGUCAUUCCGUUUUUGACACAAUCAAUGAUUGCGGUAGGGUACGGAGAUGGGGCCACCAUUACCUGAAUACUGAAAAGUAUGAGCUGUAACUUCAAACACAUGAUAAGUGAGCAUGAAUGAACGAAAUAAACAAAAAAAUUCAAUAGCCAACCCUUUGUGCAAAAAGCAGCGAUCAAACAAAAAACGGUUUCAAUAUUUAUUGGCCACCCUGUAGUUGUUUUCUGGGGCUUUCAAAAAAUCCAAAUUUUCACGGCUUCACUUCGAAAAAAAAAUUAGCCCUGCAUUUCAUUCAAAUUUUUCAGAGGAUUUCGGAAGCUAGAGCUUACCUCCAUUUUGUGCUGUUUUUUGCAUGACCGAGUUUUCCAAAUGUCAGCAAUUCGACGGCCUAGAUUCCCAAAUAGGUCCGAUUUUGGUAUAGGAUCUUGAAAAAAUAUUUCGUCAUUUUUUUUUCAACAAAUUAUUUUAGGUAGACUUUUUUGAAGGCGAAGUAAAAGGCCUUUCUUUCUAAAUAUCCAAGUAAAUUUUGGUCGAAUUUAGCUGUCCUAAAGGGCUUUCGAAAAGUUCAACUUCCAUGUUUUCAAAAAAAAACUGCUAUUUUAUUCAAAUUUGUUAGAGAAGUUCAAAAAUCUAGAUCUUUAAUCGGUUUUGACCUGCUUUUCGGAUGACCUAGUUUUCCAAAUAUCAACGGCCUGACGAUCUUGAAUUCCAAAUAGCUCAAAAAAGCCUCAUUUUGAAGCCAAAAAUUUCAAAUAUCAUUGAAUUUUAUCGAUUUUUUUUACUCAGCACGCCCUCCGAACGCACCUCUCACUGGUGAAACUGUUCCUGUGGCAGUCGACGGCGCGAGAAAUGGCCCGAGAAACGGCCCGGGAGUCCUCCAGGAAGGAGCGGGAGCUGUGGGCGUUGUCCAAGGCGAAGAUGUGGGGCUUUGAGAGCAAAAGCGAGAGCAACCGGUACUAUGCCAUCCUUCUCGGCGUCCUCACCAUCGCCGCCAUCUACAAGUUCUUCCAGUUCUUCAACCAUGUCCGCCAUCAUGACUACAAGGAGGUUGGGACUUUUUUGGGAAAAGAAGCUAAAACUAGUAGAAAAUGGCUAUAGAGGGCCUUGAUAUCAAAAAAGCUCACAUUUCCUAGAAUUUCAUAGGCAACGUCGGAAGGACCCUCUAGGGACCCUUUGAGUGUCAAUUGUAGAUGCAAAAGGUUUCCAAUAACUGUUCCUAAACGGGUGGCAACGGUUUCCUUUUAACUGCCUUUUCACACCCUUUCAUCGGCCUUUAUUCACCUUUUUUGGACCCUUUUGAGAAACAAAAAAUGUUUAAGUUGAGAAUGUACUACAGUAAUAAAAUCGGAAAUCAUGAAUGGCCGAGCCUCUCAGCACCCUUUUUUCACCCUUUGUUCACCCCUUUUCCACCCUUUUUGGACCCUUUUGAGAAACACAACAUUUUUUAAUUGAGAAUAAUCUUUACCCGUGACUGUGUAUGCACCAAAAUGUGCUACCGUAAUACAAUCGAAAAUUAUCAAUGGCCGAGACUUUUAGUGCCCUUUUUGCGGCCUCUUCCUUUUUUCGUCUUUUUUCCCCCUUUUUAGAGGGUUUUCAGCCCACCAAGAGGGAAAGGCUCAAUAAAGGCCAUUUUGCACCCGUUUUCCGCACUUUCGACUUUGGCAGUGAUAGAAAUGUUCCUUUUAGGGUGACAAAGGCUCUUUUUUUGCCGACUUUUUGCGCCAUUUUAUCGGCUGUAAUGCAUCAUUUUAGCUCCCUCUCCCGUUUUACACCAUUUCUUAAGCCUUUAAAAUACCAGAAAAAAAAUGAAAGGCUCGAUAAAGGAACCCUUUUUGGUGCCUCUUUGCUGCCUUUAUUGAGCCUCUCCCUUUUAGCGGUCAUUAUCCACCAUUCCGACUUUGCCCGAGUUUAGAAAAAAAAAACAUUAGUUCGAUCUUGUAGAUGAAUCUCACCAAGGGAUUUGAUCGGAAAUCUUGUUGUUUUAUGAAAAAUUUGGAGAGAAUGGGUCAAAGCUAGUAGAAACGUACUGGGAAGGGCGAAAGUCCGAACGUAGCCAGAAAAAGAACCAUUAAGAAUUUUUCAAAUUUUCAAAACCCUGAAGUUCGGUCUACCCAUGUAUGGUUUUAGAGAAAAAAAAUGACAAAAAUCGAAAAAAAAAAACUCAGACCUUGUAAGUGCGAAUCGGACGUGUUGGGGCUUGUCUAGUGACCAUUUUAGGGGCGUCAGAACUCUUGAGUGAUCCCUAGAGUGCUCAGAAGCGGAGCGCGUUCGGUUUUCGUUACCAAAGUCCGAAAAGUUUGAAGUCCCGUCAAAAAAUCGUUUUGCAGUAAAAUUGCUCUAUAGCCAUUCUUCGUAAAACUCUUGUUUCCCUAGACGGCCUAAUUUUCGUAAACCCACCGAAUUUGGAAAGUUCAAACUUUUACAGAAAACCUUCGAAGAAACCCAGUCCUAUGAAUCGAUCGAAGAUGAAGGAAGGUCAUAA
Caenorhabditis auriculariae is the source of this 7229-nucleotide messenger RNA. Lineage: Eukaryota; Metazoa; Nematoda; Chromadorea; Rhabditida; Rhabditidae. The record is from the annotation of a GenBank genome assembly.